AUGAGCUGGGCCAGCCAAGCGAGUAGCGUCACUACAGUGCCUUCCAUCGGCGACCUGUCCCAUGAGGAUAUUGCGUCAGCUGUCCAUCUCAAUGAGAAGAACUCCUUGCCUUCAUCCGUCAAACCUCUGGCCACCACGCUCGCUCACCACACCCGGGACGAGCUUCUUUCACUAGGAUGCUUCGAGCUGCCGGAUUAUGAUACUUGUCGCGAACUCAUACGAGCCUAUGGCCGAUGGAUUCACCCCACCCUACCCAUGGUUGAUCUUCUUCAGCUCUCGGCUGUCUUUUCUGAUAAAGAUUCGGGCAGUGCGAGCUUGCUUUUGCUCAAAGCAGUUCUCAUGGUUUCGUAUCCUCUUGUAGGGCACGACACCAGUCGCCAACCUGCCCUCGCUCGCCAAGUUGAGUCCCUGGUCCGAGCCAACGCAGAAAGAGAUCCGAUACUGGUUCUGCAAACUCUCAUCCUCAUGACCUACAAUGAAACCGACUCGCAAGGCCGGAAUAGCUAUUACUGGAUGCGAAUGGCAAGCAAAUUUUCCGCUAGGCUGCUUGCUGAUGCUCAGGUACUGUCAGACACACGUCCGGCUUUGCGAGCAACAUUUUGGUCGCUAAUGGCAAGGGAUGCAACUGUGUCAUUGGCGGCUCGGAGACCACGCCAAUGCAAAUUCGAGAUUCCAGCCUCAUUUCAAAAGCGGCCCGCGGUCGUCAAGAUGCAAACGACUGGUUUCCUCGACUAUGAGACGAAUUCUCUACGAUACAGCAAUGUUCAAGAAUCCUUGCACGAGCUAUGCAACGCUAUCCAGGUGACAAUGGACAGCAAACACAGCCAGGACAGUCUUGCGUCCGUCCAAGAGCCUGCAGAGCUUCUAACAGCAUGGUAUGAGCACUGGCAUGAGAGGCUGAGGAGCAUUGCGGAUCAGACUGGUGAGCCGAGCUUUCGAGUCCACCAAGCCGUCAUCUUGGGUUACUGGUCCCUUGCCGUGGUGACACUGCACUGUUGGAACCCGUCUCACAAGCUCGAACCGACUCCUGAACAAUCUAACAAGUCCGAGGUCGUAGCAACAGCACUGAACACCAUAACCUCGGUCUACUUGUCAUUGUAUGAGCAGAACCUCACACAGUACAUACCCAGUACCGCUGUUACUGCACUGGCACCGGCCGCAGUGGCCCAUCUCAUGAACAGCACCUCGCUCGACUGGGAGGUGCGUGCGAUUAGCACCCACAAGUAUUAUCUCUGUUGGCAGGUUCUUCGAGAUCUGAGCUCCAAAUACGAAUCAGCUGGUCAAGUCAUGUCAAUGAUGGAUACUCUCGGUCAAGGGCUCAAAGACUCGUUCGAUACUGGCACUGCUGAACAAGCCGCAAGAUUGAGAAUUUGGUGCACCGAUCUGAGGUCCUCGAUGGGAGGUUAA
Molecule: messenger RNA, 1407 nt
Organism: Cyphellophora europaea CBS 101466
Lineage: Eukaryota; Fungi; Ascomycota; Eurotiomycetes; Chaetothyriales; Cyphellophoraceae
Exons: 1
Coding region: 1-1407 (468 amino acids)
Source: RefSeq, a predicted model, not a curated record